AUGGUCAAAGAAGGUGAACGCAAGACUAAGCAGUCGACAUACCACUUCACCAUAAUAGACACCAAACCUCAAGUGAUUGCCCGUGCGAUGCUAGUCUUUCUACUUCUUGAGGAGUUGACAGACAAGAGAUCACUGAAUCAAGAAAAGGCCGAAGAGAUUCUCGCGACGUUGUUCUACACCUUUAUGAACCACAUCAUGCCUCCGCAGGCGUACAAAAAACUCCAGAUGACAAUAACAAAAGCCAUCAGACUUCUCGCACAGCCAACGACAACUCUCAGUUGGUUUGAUGUGCUCCAGAAGGAUCGUGGAGCUGUCAUAAAAGCUCUGACACUUUGGCAACACAAGACAUCUCAGAUGUUCUCGACUAAUACAUUCCGCUUGAAGAUCGCAAUCGACACCGCCAAUCAAUCUAUGAGUCCAUGGACACCGGAGCCUGGCGAUAUGCCGCCUCCGGCAAAGGGACUCGCGAAGGAUAAGAUCCUCUACGAUCGAGCUGGUAUCACACUUCCACCGCCAUCGUUCUCAAACCAAGAUCCCAUCAAGGCGAGAGAACUGGUAGCAGACAAGUCGUUCCCAAAGAACAUCACUGCCAGCUGGUUGUCCAAACUGGAUAGCACCUGGAUGCCCAAUGUCACGCCCAUCGAUGUGGAUCAGGUUAAUCAACAAGCCAAAGCAGGCAUUCCCACUGAGUUGAUGGAUAUAGACUUGGCAACCGACCUCUUUGCUCAAUGGGCGGACUAUAUCCAAACACCACACCCACGGAAUUCAAAGUGUCUAUAUGAUUACGCCGAAGGUUACUUCUUGGUCUUAGCAAGUGCACUGACUCAUCUCAGAGGCCGCCCGAGAGUCGAGCCCAUCCUUGGAGAGAUGUGUGAAACUUUCGAAAAGAUGAGAUUGGUGCCGGGCCAAACAGGGGAUAGUCCGGGCAAACCAGCCGAAGACUACCCUACUGUCUACAACAGAGUUCACUUGAGCAAUGUUACAGACUAUACCGGUUGUAGUCUCAGUGCCCUUUUGUUCGCUGCACCAAUUACUCGCACGAGCAUCGAUGGUCACGAUACUUUUGCAUUCAAAUGUCUACGGAAUCCACCCGCUUUUGACAAGGUGGACGACUACAACAGUGAGUACAAUCUGCUGCCCGACGACUCUUCAACUCAGAAAGUGUUCCCAUGCAAGUUCCAGAGGAAGGCCAGACUGCCGGUCUAUCCUCCGGGUAUGGCCAUGAUAGCCGAGGAUUACAUGCAUUGGUCGAACUUGGGAACGAAGAUCGAGUUUGACAAACUGAUGGACCGACCGAGUCUGACUACUUGGAUACACGCACUUCUACUCAAGGCCGCAAUACCCGCAGAAAGAAUGGUUCCCGACACUCUUCUGGUCAUGUCACCAUUCAAUCUGACAGUAAUGUUCCGAGUCCUGCUUCAUCUCAAAGGGGUAGGAUAUCCCAUUCAUUGGCUUUCCGAGAUCUUGACAAAUAUUAUCACCAGCCCACUCGAAACUCGUGCAACUCAUGUAAGCUCCGUACCAGUCACAGUUGCGGACGCGAAACGAAUGUUGGACAAGUCUCGCCCGUUGCAGAAGAUCUCACUCAAACCAUUCAUGGCCGACCUGACGACCUUGACGUCAAUCUGGCAACCCGCGCUAGGCUUUGGCCUCUUCAAAGGCCACGAGCUCCUGCCAAAGCCAAAGGACAUCAAGAAAUACUCAAUCGACUUCGAGUACGUCAGGUUCGAGAACGCCUUCGAAAAAACAUUCGUGCUUGUCUUUAUGGACGCAAAUCUUCUUGGUCACCGGGAUGUUCGCGACAGUAUCCCAUUGCUGGUAGAGCUGCGGGAAAGAGGGUUGCAUGUAGUCACCACAUGGGAUUUCGACACUGAAGCGAAGCAAGCAACUUUCUGGAUGCGUCAUGCUGGAUGGUAUGUUGGCAUCUGGCGUACUGAUAGUUGGAAUGUUGCAGCACAUCCAGUGCCGCUUGUCGUCAAGGAUCUGGGCUCUUCUUGGUGUGCUUGA
This is a messenger RNA of Aureobasidium namibiae CBS 147.97, 2007 nucleotides long. RefSeq lists its product as uncharacterized. The transcript has 4 exons. The record is from RefSeq and is a predicted model, not a curated record. The coding region runs from base 1 to 2007 and encodes 668 amino acids. NCBI's taxonomy places the organism in Eukaryota, Fungi, Ascomycota, Dothideomycetes, Dothideales, Saccotheciaceae.